Mercurialis annua (annual mercury) is the source of this 609-nucleotide messenger RNA. RefSeq lists its product as uncharacterized. The transcript is spliced from 2 exons. The record is from RefSeq and is a predicted model, not a curated record. Lineage: Eukaryota; Viridiplantae; Streptophyta; Magnoliopsida; Malpighiales; Euphorbiaceae. The coding region runs from base 1 to 609 and encodes 202 amino acids.
AUGGUUGGAAGAUUUCAGCCAUGGAUGACUGGUUUGUUUAUAGCAACCAUGGAUGCUACUGUAUUUGAUAUAAGUCCACAAUGGACAAAAAGAGCGCGUGUUGAGUUUGAUUCUGCAAGCAUAAUUACGGAUCCUGUAAAUCAGAUUUCGAUUGAUGAAUACAAAAUCAAUAUUAGAGAUAAAGUAAGACGUGCAUAUGUGCUUAAAGGUUCUUGUCAACCAAAGAGCCGUAUGUUUCCUCAAAAAAAAUUUGGGAGAAAAAAUAGAAGUUUUCAAAAGACCUGGUUUAGUAAAUAUGUAUGGUUGGAGUAUAGUGUAUCAAAAGAUGCAAAAUUUUGCUUUUGGUGUUAUUUGUUUAAACCACCAAAGACUAAAUCUCAAGGUGGUCGAGAAGUAUUCACCAAAAUGAGAUUCACUAAUUGGAAAAAUGCAAGAGUUAGCUGGGGAGAACAUGUUGAAAAAGUUGAUAGUGACCACAAUUAUGCAGCGAGAAAUUAUCAAGCAUACAAAAACCAACGACAAAGUGUGGAGCACAUAUUUGCUCAACACGCUUUUGACAUGGAGUUUGCUUAUCGUACUCAAUUGACAGCGGUUUUGGAUGCUAUCUGA